This is a messenger RNA of Paramecium octaurelia, 1436 nucleotides long. The record is from the annotation of a GenBank genome assembly. Lineage: Eukaryota; Ciliophora; Oligohymenophorea; Peniculida; Parameciidae.
UUUCUAUCAUGAAUUUUUGUGAAUUCAUAUAAAUCACAGUAGAGGGUGAAGAUAAAUUAGAGGAAAUUCGAAUUGCAUUAGCAAGAUUAGAAAUGUUUGAACUUAACACAGGUAUCUAUUCUCCAUGUUAUAGUGAGUGUAUAAAAGACUUGAUUAGCCCAGAUAGAAUGCAAUGAAAGAAGAAUCUAUCCUAGAAUUUCUGGAUGAUAACAAUCUUCAAGUGACCUAGGAAGAAUUAAACUACAUAUUUAGAGUCUUGGAUGUUGAUAGGGACAACUUGAUAACUUUAGCAGAGUACUUUUUAUAUACAAUAUUUCAAAGUUUCCAAUAAGCGAUCUUACCUAAAACUAAUGACUAAGUAAAAGACUAAGCUCUUAACCACAAAUCCUAUGAAAUGCCUUAAAGCAUGCUAUUACCAAAAGAAGUUGAAGCUACAUUAACAGCAUUCUUUGAACAAUUAAAAACAAAUUAUAAGUAAGAAAUGUGAUCAUUUUAGUCAAUACUCUAAUAUUUAAGAACCAAUUAACCUUAACGAAUUAGCAAUAUUCGAGAGUGAAAAUUUGAUCACAUUGGAUUCCCUUAAAAAUUGGCUAUAAAGUAUAAAUUAGGAGAUUGAGGAUUAAAUUCUAGAAAAAUUCCUUAUCAUUAUAGAUAGUAAUCCAAACAACCUACAAAAUCUAAUUGAUUAGAUCUUUUAUUAAAUAGAAUAGCAAGAUGAUUAGCAAAACGAAGCUCCAUAAUAAGAAUAAGAAUAACCUAAAUAAAAUUAAAUUGAAGUUUAAGAUAUUAAUUAUUCUCAACCUGAUUUAUAGAAGAGUGAUGCACUCUAAGAAUCAUUUAAUCCUAAUUAAACAUAAAAAUAGCACCCAAAUCAAGAAUAAAGUGAAUAAAAGAAAGAUGAAAAAUAAGAUCAAAUUGUGCAAUCAAAAUUGCUGUAAGAGAGUUAACCGUAUUAUACUGAAAGUCCUUUAUUAAAUUAUUAUCAUUUGCAAAUUAGGGAUGAAGAAGAUAAAAUUAAAAAGUUAUGUGAUGAAUUAAAUAUACCGAAUAUUUACACCUAAAAAAGAGAGGAAUCGGGAUUGAUCAAAUAUUACGAAAAGGAAAUAGCUAGGGAAUAGGAAAUUUGUAAUCGAUUAUUUUAAGAAUCAAGACAAACUGGAGUCCCUUCAAAAAUUUCAAAAUCAACUUUCACUCCUGAUCCAUUAUAUUUAGAUGACUAUCAAAGAGAACUCAUUCGAAUAGAUAAUGAAAUAAGAAAAGAAGCAACUAAUAUUAGUUUCCUCUCAUCCAAGUUUGAUAAUAGCAUUGGAUUAUCAACUAGUCAUUUAAGGUAUGAAAGUCCCCGUAAAAAUUAAGAAUCUUAUCUUUAUGACAAUUUUUCAGGAUAAAAGGUACAACAUAUAUAUAUUAUUUAGAAACAAUUUGGAUUUUAAUGA